CCUCCCCUCCCUAACAUCGCCCACCCUUCCAGACCCCUCUUGAUUUAAACAGUUAGUAAACGUCCUCCUUACAGCUGAUGUUUUCUCGUCUCGACAUCCUUGCCUCACUACGUUUUCUACCACUUUUCCUCCUCCUCCUCCUACAUGGGUCGCCACUACCACCUUGAUGAGAUAGUUACUAAGAGACGAAAGAGAGAGAGAAAAAAAAAAAAAAAAACACACACACACAAACACACUCCCUACACCGGUAAUAAAUCACUAACAUUCUACUAACUUGUGUAGGUUAUGGGAAUACAAGUGCGUAGAGAUUAAAAAUACAAAUAAUCUCCACCUAAGCUGUGGACAAAGUAACGUAACGAGAUAACGUAUUUAAAAGGCUGUGACUCUCUUGGGGAGCUAAAGAAUAAGAGAAGUCCUAUUUGAAUAAGAGCAUUGAUGUUUACUAGGCGAGACGCCUCUUUGGCCUGUACGUACGGACGGGAUCUCCAGCUCGUGCUCCCCAGGGUGUUGAUAUGAAUGAAAUAUCUUUUUCGAGGGGAUAUGUUAGGCUAACACUACAGCCCUUACUGCCGAGGGGUGAGAAGAGGCCCCGCGGGUGGUGCCGGGAAGAACGGUGCAUGGUGCACGGGAGAAGUGGAUCUCGAAAUUUAGGGGGGGAAAGUGCCAGGGUGUGUGACGCAGGAGUCAUCCAAUUCCUCCGCUGAUAGGCAACUGUCGUAUCUUCACAACGCUGAUAAAAUGCAAGAAAACAACAAAUUAACUAAAAUUAAAUAUAUAUAAACUAAAUAAGAUAAACUGUAUGAAGCUAUCACGCCUACGUGGGUCAGUUUCCAAAUGCCAUUCUUAUCUAGAAAUAUUUUCUUUUAAAGCUUGUUAAUGACUACACUAACAACUUGAUUACUGGGUGUGAGGGAAUCGUCAACCAUGUAAGCACCCCUCUAACUACUGUGGUAAAGGGAGAGGAAUGAUUGUCCUUCCUCCACCUUAAGGGCGGUGUGUCUCGGUCACGGUUUCUCUUCCUUCUGAAUCCUCGAGCAGCUGACUCCUCGUGAGACAGCGUCACCGCUUCGGAGCAAAGCCUCGAGUGCCUUCAUCACCAUUCCCCUCCCUCCUUGGUAGGGAUACUCUGCAGGAGCUGAGAUAGUGAGGCCAGCAGACACAAGGAGGCACACAGCUCUCAUCACUUGCCACCAUUACGCAUUUGUUCAGCUGUUCUUUUCUAUCGCAACGCAACGCAACGCAAGGUAAGCAAGAGAACUCAUCCUUCAGGCCACGCUGGGUUCCUAACGACAGGUGAGGUGGAGCAGGCGGCCUCCUCCAUGCGCGAUGGAGGGCUGUCACUCACUGCCAGAUGUGUCGUCAGUAUUGAUGUCUUUCUCGUGACAUCCCGCCCGUGAGGCACUGAACAGAGGGCAGUGAAGCGUGAGAGAGCAGCUGUUGCAUCGACCAACGCUGCACCCGACACCUCGCGCCACUCCAGGCCCCGAAGUCUGCUGGGGCUGAAAGGAUCCCCACCUGCCCCGCGGCGUGAGGGGGCGUGAGAGAGGAGGAGCAGGUGUCCGAGGAAGGCGGAGAAUGCAUGUAAUGUUGAUGCAGCGUGGUGUGCCCGGGAGGAGGCGCCAACGUGAAGGAAUGUACAUAUGCAACAACCGCAGCCACCCUGCAGUACUCUUGGGUUAACCCGACGUCGAGGAGUUAAGAGCAAAGGAGCAGCAUGGUUGGGCUGCACACCCCGUCCUGCAGCCUCAAGGCACUCACCUCUCCUUUUCCAGUCAUGGGUGCCUUGCCUCCUCCUUGCAACACCACCACCACCACCACCACCACUGCUGCCAUCACCUACGAGGGGGAGAGACUGUGAUGUGGCUGCGGGUGGCUAGGUUCGGAGGCCUCCAGAGAGCUGCCCAGAGUGAAGCUUGUGGUAUAGAGGGAUAGCUGCUGAUCAUCAAGCUUACAUAGUGACUGGAGGAAAGUGGGAGGAGCCUGGAGGGAGUGAUGGAGGUACAGUGUAGCCGCACCGGCUGGGCAUCAAUUGGCUCUCAGGUGAUCUGUUUUACUGAUCACACCCAUCAUCGUAGGGUCGAGGAAAGGCAGUUCUCUCUCUGACGUUUAUUGAUGAGGCCUGAGCCCAGACCGAGACCCAGAGAAAUGUAAACAAACGCAGUCAGACUUGAUAUACGGGUGAAUUUGUUGCUUUUUAGAGGGGCAAUGGAUCUGUACAUGCGUGAGGUGGCGAGGGGCGUGGCCAGGGGGCGGCUAGCAGCGUGUGCCACCAGGGAAAUGUGUAUGAACAUAAAAAAAGGCGCCUGUCAAGAAAGGCACAGAUGCAGGGUGGUGAGGCAGUGUUCAUCCCAGGGGCACACCACACAGGGUCAGCAACACAGGUGGUGGUGGAGAGGCACCUGUGGGACGCCAAACACGACCUUGACAGACAGAAGUUUAUUGGUGAAGUGUGAAAGAGGAGGAAGGAACAAUGAUAUUCGACCAGCUGCGGCAUCUGGGGGGUUCACUUGACUGGGACAGCUGUGUUUACAAUGGAUGCAGCGAGAGACUGGCCUGUGUGUCUGUCUGUACAUCCUGACGGAAGCGUUUGUCCGUCCGUACGAUACUGGGCCGGUGUACCGCAAGGAGGCUCUCGUCAACUGGUGCUGCAGCCUUCAGUCGGCCAUCUUGGACAUUGAAGUGGACCACCUGCGCCUGACAGGACCCACGGAGCUGGCAGUCCCGGGGUACAGCAAACCGGUCAGCUUCGGAAAGAUGUGGGACUUCCCUUACAGACUGGCAGACUCAGGCACACCCUUGACCUCCAUGUCCACCCAGCAGGAGGAAGAUCUGGACACCUGGUUCUCCUCUGGUCCCUCCCUUUGCCUCGCUGGGCUGGCCGGGUCAGGGGAGGGGAGAGACCAUGCCUGACCUUGCUCGCUUCUACGCAACGACCUUGAAGACGGGUCACGGCAUCCUCUUCUGGCUGGCUCAGGUGGUCAUGCCGGGACUUGACUUGAUGGGGGAGGCUUUCCUUUGAGACUGUGCUGCUGCAUGGCCUCCUGGGUGAUGGUGGUGGCCACAAGACGUCCAAGUCCUGGGGCAAUGUGAUAAACCCCCUGGAUGUGAUCAGUGGGGCGUCCCUGGAGGUACUGUGCGAGAGGGUGGAGGGGACCCUGAAUGCGGAAGAGGUACUCGCUUGUCUCGUAUGAAGUCCCCCACAGGCAUCCCAGAGUGUGGAGCUGAUGCCCUUUGCUCCACCCUGUGCUCCACCAACUUCAGGAGUCAGUGUGGCAUAGAUAGAUGUGGAUGACUGUGGUGUCUUGUCUUGUGUGGAGUUACAAGCUGCACACCCCGUCCUGCAGCCUCAAGGCACUCACCUCUCCUUUUCCAGUCAUGGGUGCCUUGCCUCCUCCUUGCAACACCACCACCACCACCACCACUGCUGCCAUCACCUACGAGGGGGAGAGACUGUGAUGUGGCUGCGGGUGGCUAGGUUCGGAGGCCUCCAGAGAGCUGCCCAGAGUGAAGCUUGUGGUAUAGAGGGACAGCUGCUGAUCAUCAAGCUUACAUAGUGACUGGAGGAAAGUGGGAGGAGCCUGGAGGGAGUGAUGGAGGUACAGUACUUGGAGAGAAAUCCCUUCACCAUGACAACUGGGUGUCUGCUGUACAGGCCACUGACCAAUGGCGAGAGAGGGAGAGGGAGACUGGCUAAUGGUGGAUGAGAGAGAGAGGAGAAGAGAGAGAGAGAGAGAGAGAGAGAGAGAGAGAGAGAGAGUCAUGAUAAAGGAUAUUGAGCACAGACUUCACCACUGGGUCGACUCUGGGGGCCACGUUCUUCUGCUAGGGAAGUACUGGCCGGUUGGUGGCUGCGGCUGUUCACGCACUCGCUCUUGCUGUGGCUGGCAUGCUGUUCUGUCCUCUGUUCUUCCAGGAAUUGCUGUCUGAGGUGUGUGUGUGUGUGUGUGUGUGUGUGUGUGUGUGUGUGUGUGUGUGUGUGUGUGUGUGUGUGUAGAAGCCAUCAUGAUCAACCACAGCAGGUGAUAAUGAUGGUUCCUGCUUUCAUCGUCAUCGGGGCUAGCCAGACCAACCUGGGGCUGUACUCUGGGGUGACGCUGUAUGCCUCAGGUGGGUCUGGAGGGGCUGGGAUAGUUGGUAACAAUUAAAAAAGACUAGUAUACACACAAACCAUUACAAACACUAUGUAAUGCUGGUAUACACGCACAAACAGACAAUUAAGACAGGUAUACACUUAGAGACAUAUACAAACACUUGCUAUUGGUUGUAUAUUCUUAGAAACACACACACGCUUACUAAGUCUGGUAUACACACACAAACUUGUAUACAAACACUGGGAUACACUUAGAGACGCAUCCAUACACUUGCUAAAUCUGAUAUACACACAUAAACUCAUAAGAGAUGCUGGUAUAUGCUCAGAAAUCUAUACACAUUAAGUAAGGUUAGUAUACACAAACCUAUACAUAUAUUAGGAAUUUAUGUUCAAUGAUAGAGAUGACUAGUACUCUCUCUCUCUCUCUCUCUCUCUCUCUCUCUCUCUCUCUCUCUCUCUCUCUCUCUCUCUCUCUCUCUCUCUCUCUCUCUCUCUCUCUCUCUCUCUCUCUCUCUCUCUCUCUCUCUCUCUCUCUCUCUCUCUGUCUCUGUCAAUCACGAUCUACAAAACUCAGACGAUGACCAAGUAAGUGCUCAAGUGAAUAGGUAAUGUUCAGUGUGUAUGUAUGUGUGUGUGUGUGUGUGUGUGUGUGUGUGUGUGUGUGUGUAGAAGCCACCAUCAUCAACCACAGCAGGUGAUAAUGAUGUUUCCUGCUUUCAUCGUCAUUGGGGCUAGCCAGACCAACUUGGGGCUGUACUGGGGUGACGCUGUGUGCCUCAGGUGUAUCUGGAGGGCUGGUAUAGUGAGAAGGUAACAAUUAAAAAAGACUAGUGUACUCUUAAACCAUUACAAACACUAUGUAAUGCUGGUAUACAUACACAAACACUGGUUUACACAUAGAGACAUAUAUAAACACUUGCUAUGGUUUGUAUACUCUUAGAAACACACACAAACCCUUAAUAAGUCUAGUAUACACACAAACUUGUAUACAAACACUAGUAUAUAUUUAGAGACACGUCCAAAUCUUUGCUAAGUCUGAUAUAAACACACAAACUCAUAAGAGAUGCUGGUAUAUGCUUGGAAAUCUAUACACACAUUAGGUAAGACUAGUAUACACAAAUCUAUACAUAUAUUAGGAAUUUAUUGAAUGAUUGAGAUGAUUAGUACUCUCUCUCUCUCUCUCUCUCUCUCUCUCUCUCUCUCUCUCUCUCUCUCUCUCUCUCUCUCUCUCUCUCUCUCUCUCUCUCUCUCUCUCUCUUUCUCUCUCUCUCUCUCUCCUUCUCUCUCUCAUAUCCUUUGUCUAUCUCAAAUUUUCUCUUUUAAUCUCUCCCUCUCUGUCUGUCUGUCUGUCUGUCUGUCCCACACCUCAAUACACCCUUCCUGUCUUCAUACACUUUAGUACACCCUUCCUGUCUGCCCCUGGACCUUAAUACACCCUGUAUCACCCCUGCAUCUCAUUAAACUAUCCCUAUUUCUCCUUCACCUCAAUAAACCCUGUCUAAUUUCCCUGUCUAGCUGUUUGUCUCAUCUUAUUACACCCUGUCUCUCCCUGCUUCUUGUUGCACCCUUCCUUUCCCCUACUCCUCAAUACUCCCUUCCCACCCUGUGUCAUGUGUAUAUAUUUAAAUAUUUAUAUUCAUUUGUGGCAUUCUUCAUGUGUUUUUGGAGUGUUUUGGGGUGUUUGGGUGUGUUUUGGAUGAGUUUUGGGGUGUUUUGGGUGUCUUUUGGGGUGUUUGGGUCAGUUUUGGGUGUGUUUUGGGGUGUUUUGGGGUGUUUGGGUCAGUUUUGGGUGUGUUUUGGGGUGUUUUGGAGUGUUUUGGUGUGUUUUGGGGUGUUUUGGUCAGUUUUGGGUGUGUUUUGGGUGUGUUUUUGUCAGUUUUGAGUGUGUUUUGGAGUGUUUUGGUCAGUUUUGAUGAGUUUGGGUGUGUUUUGGGGUAUUUUAAGUGUUUUUUUGGGUAUUUUAAAGGAGUUUGGGUGUGUCUUGGGUGGCUAGGGAUGUGCUGCGGGUGGAUAAGGCUGUUUCUGGGUGUUUAAGUGGGUGUGGAUGCGUUUUGGGGUGUAGAGAGAUAGACGUGAUGUGUGCAAGGUGUCUCAGUCCCUGGAUGGGUGUAGCAGUGUGUGGUGGUGCUGUCUGUGUCUCGUGGUGUGGGAGUGCAUGUAAAGGAACAGAUAAUUUAAGACAGUUUAUCAUAUUUAAUUAUUUUGUUUAUUAAUUUAUUUACUAUUAUCAUUAUUUUUUAUUGUUUUUAAAGGGGGGUUAAUUUUUACGUUCAUCUUUUGUGUUCGGGAGUGGUUAGUGGUGCUAUUGACAAAAAAAAAGAAAAACAGGGAGAUCGUUUUAUUUUUUAGUGUGGAAAUUGUUGCAGUUUGUCAGGUGUUGAUUGGUGUUGAGAGUCGCAGGUCCCGUCUCGCCCUCUGUCAUAAAAUAAACAAUAAAGGGUUGAUUUUC
This is a messenger RNA of Scylla paramamosain (green mud crab), 6539 nucleotides long. RefSeq names its product valine--tRNA ligase-like. NCBI's taxonomy places the organism in Eukaryota, Metazoa, Arthropoda, Malacostraca, Decapoda, Portunidae. Gene Ontology annotation, cellular component: cytosol. The record is from RefSeq and is a predicted model, not a curated record. Gene Ontology annotation, biological process: valyl-tRNA aminoacylation. Bases 2536 to 2910 code for a protein of 124 amino acids. The transcript is spliced from 15 exons. Gene Ontology annotation, molecular function: valine-tRNA ligase activity; ATP binding.